This is a messenger RNA of Caenorhabditis angaria, 1532 nucleotides long. Lineage: Eukaryota; Metazoa; Nematoda; Chromadorea; Rhabditida; Rhabditidae. The record is from the annotation of a GenBank genome assembly.
AUGUUAUUUGUUGCGUUGAUCGCGUAUGCUUCCUACAGGUAAGCAACAAUUUUCGAACUAAUUUUAUUUUUUCAAAAAUUCCAGUUUUCACAUAUUUAUUCCAAUUGCGCCAACAAAUUCAAUCGAAUGUCAUAAAAUGAUAAAUUCAUCUUCGGAAUAUUAUUUGAACUAUUUUGAGAAUAGAACAAUCUUGAAUGCUACUGAAAAUGACAAAAAGUGAGUCUCUAACUAUUUUUAUAGAUUAGUUUUUGAAAUUAAAUUUUUUAGUUGUUUUCAAAUUCGGCGUCGACGAUAUCUUCCAACUGAUAUGCCGAAAACUAUGGCAGGAAAUCAUAAUAUGUUUUUUAUUCGGGUUGUAUCAAAGGUAAGUCUUGGAUCGUAGAUCACAAUUCAAUUUUUGUUAAUGCGAACUUCGCUUUGAAAAUUCAAGACCCACAAGAGGUAAACGAAAAUUCUGCUUCGUUUUAGGACUACGAUUUCGUUGAGGAAGUAUUAACAAUGAUGCAUUCACCACUACACUUUUUUUGUUUUGUUCUCGAUCAAUCAUCAGAACAAGAAUUCAGAGAAAGGGUAAGGAACUGAUCGAACUUUCACUCAAAACGUUUUAGACUCUGAUAUCCCGUGUGAUCUUUCUAGUAAAAAUCUAUUUCAGAUGCAUCGUCUUGGUGAUUGUAUGGUUAAUGUAUUAGUACCAAGAGAAACAUUUGAUAUAACAACAAGUCACGGACUAUUAAAAGCCCAUAAACGAUGUUUAACAGAAAUUGAUGCUUUCGAAUGGAAACAUGUGAUAAUCACAUCGGUAAUAAACUAUUCAUUUACGAGUGUAAACAAUUUAUUUUUUAGGAAUAUGAUAUUCCUUUACACUCAACAAAAUAUCUAGCAAGAAGAUCGCGUCGACUUCGAGAUUCUUUUGAAAUUAAUGGGGAGACUUUCAAAGAGGACACAUUAUUGCAUGCUGAUCCAAAAAAUCAAACAUCUCAUUGUAAGUUCUACUAAAAAAUAUUUUUUUUCAAAAUCAAUGUGUUUUUCUAGUAUUCAAAGUCACUAAAAACUGGAUUCAACAUCUUGGUUCAACUGCAACAAUAAGUCAUUCUCAACAUGAUCGAUUAUACAAAUAUCUCUUCAAAACUCCCAAUUUUGUUUUGGUGAGUGUGAUCUUUAAUGUUCUUAGUCCUAGUCUCAUCACGUCAUUCAUUUCAGCCAUCAGAGAACAACAAAGAACUGAUUGUGUUGGAGAAAAAUUGUAAAAGUUCAAAAUAUGACAUUGAUGGAUCAUGUAUUCAUGGCAUGGAAGAUUAUCCACAUCUAAGGUAACCAUAAACAUUUUUGAGGCUUUAAUAAAUAAAUAGAACUUUUGUAGAAGUCUCACUCGUCUUUUCAUCCGAGCUGAUCCAAAUUUCGACAAUGGAUUUAUUGAAUGUGUUCAUGAGGUGAUAUUUGAGAGAACAUAUUUUGAUCCAAUUUCAAAUUCAAAUUCCAAUAAUUAUUUAUAUGGUUCUGGUCAUAAUUCAAUCGAAAACUAUCGAGUUUAA